Messenger RNA from Pygoscelis adeliae (Adelie penguin), 3854 nucleotides. It is a transcript of the gene NPNT, whose product is annotated as nephronectin. The record is from RefSeq and is a predicted model, not a curated record. Bases 1 to 1956 code for a protein of 651 amino acids. Gene Ontology annotation, cellular component: membrane. The transcript has 15 exons. NCBI's taxonomy places the organism in Eukaryota, Metazoa, Chordata, Aves, Sphenisciformes, Spheniscidae. Gene Ontology annotation, molecular function: calcium ion binding.
AUGCCGCUGUGUCGUUGUCUUCGCUGGCUAUCGGCUUCUCAUGCGAAUGAAGGGAACCAGGUUUGGUCCUCGGUGCGGUUUUUAUAUCUAUCUGAGUCCUCUAAGGGGGCUUGCUUGUUAUCUAAGCAUAGGUGGCCCAGACAAAUAGUCUCCUCCACAGGACUGUGCCGGUUCGGAAGUAGAAUUGACUGCUGCUGGGGCUGGGCCCGAUUGUCCUGGGGACAAUGCCAACCUUUCUACGUCUUAAGGCAGAGAAUAGCCAGCCUAAGGUGCCAGCCCAAAGCUGUAUGCCAGCCAGGAUGCAAACAUGGUGAAUGCGUUGGGCCAAACAAGUGUAAGUGCCACCCGGGAUACACUGGAAAAACCUGCAACCAAGAUGAGCAGCUAUAUACAAGUCCACCUGGUCAGAGCGGUGAAGCACUUCUAUUCCGCCCCCUGGAUCAUCACGCAGGAAAUAUAGCAUCAAGGGAUCUAAAUGAGUGUGGACUAAAGCCACGGCCGUGCAAACACCGGUGUAUGAAUACCUACGGCAGCUACAAGUGCUACUGUCUGAACGGCUACAUGCUUAUGCCAGAUGGAACGUGCUCGAAUACCCUUUCUUGCUCGAUGGCAAACUGUCAGUAUGGCUGUGAUGUACUGAAAGGGGAAGUACGCUGCCGCUGUCCUUCUCCAGGACUGCAGCUAGGGCCUGAUGCCAGGACUUGCAUAGAUAUUGAUGAAUGUGCUACUGGGAGAGUUAUCUGUCCACGAUUUAGGCACUGUGUCAAUACUUUUGGAAGCUACAUUUGCAGGUGUCAUAAAGGCUUUGAUCUAAUAUACAUUGGAGGCAAAUACCAAUGCCAUGAUAUAGAUGAAUGUUCCCUUGGCCACCAUCAGUGUGGUAGUUUUUCGCGAUGUUACAAUACACCAGGAUCCUACAAAUGCAAGUGUAAAGAAGGGUACAGAGACAAUGGAACAAACUGCAUACUUAUUUCUAAUGUUAUGAUUGAACCACCUCGUCCAUAUCAUAUAUUCAAGGGCAACAGCACACUCCCUAAGGGAGGCAGUGGUAUAACCAAUAGGAUUCCUGAUGUUGGAGGCACAAGGCAACCCCUCAGACCACCAUAUGUACCUGCUAUUGUUACAGAAAGGCCGGUGACCAGGCCAACAACUCGACCUACACCCGGGCCAACGACUCGUCCUACACCCAGGCCAACAACUCGACUGACACCAAAGCCAACCACUAGGCCUCCACCACCAACACCACCUCAACCUACAACAUUAAGACCUACGCUACCGCCACAAAGAACUCCUCCGAUAACGACUGAAGAGCCUUCACAUGUUCCCAUUGAAACUACAUCUUCCCAAGGAGUUACAGAUGACAACAGGAUCCAGAUAGAUCCUCAGAAACCCCGAGGAGAUGUGUUCAUUCCACGCCAGCCUGGAGUGAGCAAUAAUCUGUUUGAAAUACUUGAAAUUGAAAGAGGGAUUACUGCUGAUGAAUUUGAAGCAAACGAUGACCCAGGUGUGCUGGUACACAGCUGUAAUUUUGAUAGCGGACUGUGCGGAUGGAUCAAGGACAAAGAUGAUGGCUUGCACUGGGAACCAGUGAGAGAUGCGUCAGGGGGACAGUAUCUUACCAUCUCUGACCCCAAAGGCAAAGAAGGAAGAGUAGCGCAUCUUAUCCUGCCGUUGGGUCACGUGGCUCAGGCCGGUGACUUGUGCCUGUCGUUUAGGCAUAAGGUGGCUGGACUGCAUUCUGGUGCCCUCCAAGUCUUUGUAAGGAAAAACGGUGCUCACGGACCAGCCGUCUGGGGAAGAAAUGGUGGCCAUGGCUGGAGACAGACACACAUAACUUUACGAGGACUAGGCAUCAAGAGUGUUAUCUUCAAAGGGGAGAAAGGGAAAGGAAGAACUGGGGAUAUUGGACUAGAUGACGUGAUCUUGAGGAGAGGACGCUGCUCUGAAGAGCAUUAGCAAAGACAAUGGACCAGCACAGUCAUCUCCUCUAGCCCUUCUCGUGCUAUUCCUACCAAGCUUUGAAACGGAACUGCACAAAAAAGAAGAAAAAGUUGGAGAGUGACAACUUCCUAGUGGUCUGCUAAGUGCAAUCUCACUGAAACUUCACUUAAAACCACGGAGAGCACCUCCCAGGAUUCAGGAACUCCAAUCCCGUGCUGGUUGUUUCUAUUAAUCCUUACCCCUAGUUCGUAUUUUGUAUGUAAUAACUUUAUCCCCUGUUAAGCCUGGUGAGUGCUCACACAAAGAGCACUUGUGAAAAAGGGAGAAGUAAUUACAAAUGGUGGCAAAAGAAAGCUCCAGCUCAGAAAGUUUUAGUGUUAACUGAUAUUCAUUAUCUUCCCAUAGUGCUACUCUUUCAUUGAUUAGAUUUGAUAGACAGUGGGAUUGAUCUACCUUCAGAAUCACCUCAGAUUAGCGGAAGCCUGGACCUGAACUUUGGCUUACUGCCGUUGACCUUUGAAGAAGGGUUUGCUUCACAUUAAAUAGCAUUUAUUUUGGUGUUGCAUCUGUAUUAACAAAAAGCAGUUAUAUAGAGUAGGCACUGCAUCCUGUAAUAUUGCUACUGCUGUGUUUUGUGUAUAUGUGUAUGGUUAUUAACAUAUUUAUGUUUUUAAUAUUUACAGACUCUAGUUGCAAGGCAAUUGGCAGCUGUGCUUUCUUAUUGUGCAAGACAGGAGCUCAGCAUAUUCUUUGAUCCCGCUGGUCGUGCCAAUAGAUAAGUUACCAAAGUCAGUUAAUGGUGCUCAUUGAAAAAUGCUGGUGCAGUUUUUCAUGUCAUAAUGUGCUGAAGGCAAAAGACCCAACCCUUACCUGAUAGAAACUGGCAUCCGAUAAUGCUGUGCAAGUUUGCAUUUAGCUUGGGAGCAAGCGCUAAAGGGCUCUCGAUCCUGCAAGAAACUCCUGGUUCAGUUGAAGACCGAGCAGCCUGGAGAAGGUAACUUGCAUCUUGUAAGAUUGAGCCCGUUGACACCACCAGGAAUGUUCCCUGCCCACAGGUGGUGCGAGCCUACGCAUAAGCCAAAAGGGCAGCUGCAUUAAUGCUGUAUGAACAGUUCAGACCCUGAAAUGCCUUGAGUCAUCUUUGUCAAAUGCCCAUAUUCCAUCCAACUCUUCUGUAUAUAAUAAACAGUUUAUUCUUUAGAACUAGAACAACUACUAGCUCUAGCUGGAACUCAAUCUUUAUCAGAACUUUGGACUAAUUUUUUAGUUACGGAUCAUGCGUGUGAUGUGCAGUUUCCCAGGGAAUUCUUCUGUUUGGUUUGGGAUUUUUUUAAAUGAGGAAUAUCAUCAUCCUUGCUGCUAACAAUUCUAAAUUUGACAAAGUAAUUGUAACAUUUAAGAAAAUGACAAAAGAUUCAUAAAAUGUUGUUAGUGGCACAGCCUUAAAGCUUCAAAAACGUAUAUAUAGAAGAAUUAGGUCUCAGCUCUUCCCAAUACUGAAAUGCAAUGUAAAAUAAAUGUCAGCUUCAUAACAUGUUGUAAAACCAUCAUUAAAAAAAAUUCACGUUAAGCCUUGCACAAAGUCCACAGAGACAAAAUUGCAAGACUAUGAGAGGUCGUAUUCCAAACCCCUGUUUCUGACAAAGUUCUGUUCUGAAACAGUUUUUCCAAUUUGGCCCCUAGGACAAAGCACAGCAUGUACAGCAGAAGUUGAUUUGACCAAACAGGUAGUCUCCUGCAAAACUGUAUCAAGAAACAUUUUGAAAAGGAAAGAAACAAUGCAUUUGUAAACAUUUUUAAACUAUUUUGCUUCAAAUAUGAUCAUGAUCUUUUUCUCUUACGUUACUUUGUAACAUGUAAGAAUAUUUGUGAAUAGUUGAAAUACCUUGUCCUUACUUUAAAGUAAUCAGUAA